UUAAUAUUUGAAUAAAACGAUUUUAUUAACAAAAAAUAAGCAGAUCCCAUUUUCACUAAUUCUGAAAUGUACCCGGUCGGAUGGUAAAUGGCGUAAUAAAACAAAAGUAUGACAAUUAAUGGUGGUAUUUGUAAACGAUUUUAUGGGAAAUAAACUGCAAUCCGUGUUGUGUAAUAGAAAAAAAAUACCAUAGAGCAUAUAUGAGUCGAUAGACAGGUAACGAUGGCCGUUCUUCUAUUGACGGAAUAGUGCUUAUGAAUAUUACAAAAUAUUCAUUAUUAUGGCAACAGUGGGAAUGUUACCGCCCUUGCCUAUCGUCGUAUCUUGUUUUAUCAUCUGGAUUCUCGUUUUCUUUUCCUAUUUCUUUCAUAUGUAUCUGAUGGCUUCGUUAUAUCUAACGUGCAUAGCUUUGGUUCUCUUAGCCGUUGGAUUGCAAUAUGUCGUGUUUUCACCCGUCGACGAUAACGUAACGUCGAAAAUUAUAUAUGGAGAUAAUGCCAACGUUUCACCCGUCUUCGCUCAUCGUGGAGCCAGUCACGAUGCACCCGAAAAUACCAUAUCUGCUAUAAAACAAGCAAAACAUAAUGGAGCUCACGGAGUAGAAUUUGAUAUUUCUUUUACAAAAGAUAACAUUGCUGUUUUGUUUCACGACGAUACGGUUGAUAGAACAACAAAUGGAUUCGGAUCAUUAAGUGAUAUGACAUUUGAAGAAGUCAGAAAACUUGAUGCAUCUGCUCAACAUGCAUAUCAUGAUCGUUUUAAAGGCGAAAAAAUACCAACUGUUGAAGAAGCCAUUCAAGCUAGUUUGGAAUUAGGUUUGAGAAUUAUAUUUGAUGUAAAGGAAUCAGAUGAAAGGGCGGUGACAUUGAUGGAACACAUGUUUAGUAAAUACCCAGAUCUGUAUAAGACGUCGAUAGUGGCUUCCUUUUAUCCAAAUUUUAUCUAUCAGUUGAGACGAGUGGAUCCUAAAAUAGCCACCGCUUUGAUAUGGCGCCCUAUGGUCGUUUCUACGGAUAGCUAUCCCAACGGUCGACCUAGACACAAGUCGACGAUUAAAAUGUUUUUGGCUAACGUGGCCGAUUACGUUUUGGAAUGGUCGAUACAUAAUUGGCUUUGGUACGUUGCCGGUUCGUCCGUCGUCCUCAUCCAUAAAGACUGUCUGUCACCGCAUUACGUUAGGAUGUGGAAAGAUCGGGGUGUUAAAGUAUUAGCUUGGACGGUCAACCAUCCGGUAGAGAAGGAUUAUUUGAGUAAAUGGUUGAAGGUACCUUACAUAACGGAUACGAUGCAGUGAAACCACUCCAAUCUAACACGGAAAAUGCAUAUUUUGUUUGCUUAUUUAUGCCAAUUUUGAAGCAUAACCGGUAUAGUAACUGUUUCUUUCCUAUUAAAAGGAGUACCCUGUUGUUUUAAAGGACAUUUUCUAUAAAAUAGAAGCGAGAAAAAGUGUUUUAAACACAAUAUAUUUAUAAGGGUAAAAGAAAAAAUAAUUGUAAAAUUAUUAUAUGUAAGUUUUAUUACGAAAUAUUUUUAUAUGGCCAAACUCCUCGAAUUUCGCUUUAUUUAAAUUGAGAUUUUAAAAGGAAAUAAUGUUAUAACAAAGAGAUUAUGGAUUCAUCCCCGGAAACUAGCAACGUCGUUCUUGUUGCCAGUUUAAUUUUAAAGCUUGUCACAUUCCACAGUUUCUAGUUAGAGAUUUUAAUGAUAAAUAAAGACAAAUUUUCAUUCAUUUUGUGAAAUUUGAUGCCAUUUUCCCAUUAAUUAUUUCUUAUUUUAUAUAUAUUUAACAAAUUUUAUUAAAUAAAAGUUUAUUAAAGGCUUUGGUAUAUCUUCU
Centruroides sculpturatus (bark scorpion) is the source of this 1834-nucleotide messenger RNA. Its product is annotated as glycerophosphodiester phosphodiesterase 1-like. The record is from RefSeq and is a predicted model, not a curated record. Lineage: Eukaryota; Metazoa; Arthropoda; Arachnida; Scorpiones; Buthidae. Gene Ontology annotation, biological process: lipid metabolic process. Gene Ontology annotation, molecular function: phosphoric diester hydrolase activity. Bases 281 to 1294 code for a protein of 337 amino acids. The transcript is spliced from 6 exons.